AUGAACUUUUACGUCGCCUCGCGCAGCUUCGCCGCAUGGUCUGCCGCUGGUGCGUCUUCCAGGGCAGCAGGCGCAGAAGCUUCCGAGGCAGCGACUGCUAUCUCUGGGUCGGAAUCACUUCCCAAAAGCAAGACUCUAAUAGCGGUGCAAGCGGAGUUUAAAACGCGUACAGUGAAGGACGAGGAGUGGGGGGAUGGGAGAGGAGGGCGGAGGAGGAUCAGGAAAGUGGAAGGGGGAGAAAAGGGAGGUGGGAAUGAGAGGGUUGAGAGGGUAGUAGCUGGGAAUGCAGCGGGGAAGAGUGAGGGAGGCAUGAGGAAGAGACACGGGAGGAAAGGCUGCAAGGAGGAGGAGAAGGAGGAGGAGGCAGUGGCAGUGAUUGCUGGAGUGCUGAGGAAGAGAUUCGGGCCUCAGAUUGUGAGAGAGGAGUGGGAGGAGUGGGAGAGUGAUAUAACUAGCAGUGGGGACAGAUUGGUCAGAGGAACAGUGAAAGAGGCGGAAGAGGAAGAUGGGGGAAAUGAGGAGGAGGAGGAAGAGGAGGAGGAAGAGGAGGAGGAGGGGGGUGUAGAAGGAUUUGGGGAGGAAGAAGAAGGAGCAGGAGCGAGUGACGAGGAUGCACCCGGGGCCACAUCUCCUCUCACACCCCCUCCAUCUCCAGCCAAGAGCCGGCGGGUCGUAUCUCCCUCCUCCCUCCUCUCCCUCUACCGCUUCUUCUCCUCCCACCUCGGCAUCUCCUCGCCUUCCACUGUCGCUUCCCUCCUCACCUAUAAGCCCCAACUCCUCCGCUCCAAUCCCACCAAUGACUUCCUGCCACGUGUCCAUCUCCUUCAAUCAUACGGCAUUUCCAAUGCUGACAUCGUGCACAUGACUCUGAGAAAUCCAGCCUGGCUCCGAUCCUCCCUGCCACGGAUUCAGAGUGUGCUUGAGUUUCUCUUGGCUAAAGGCAUCCGCCAAAGCAGAUUGGGCUCGGUGCUUUUGUACGGAUGGGGCUUACUCUGCUAUGAGGCUCAUUCAACGAACCUGGACAUUCUGGUGGAGAAGGCAGGGGUUCCUGUGGACAAGCUGGGUGUGAUUAUAGAGAGAUGGCCGGCCAUCUUGACUCGGAGUGAAGAGACGGUGAAAAUGCAGCUUGAGAUGCUAUCAGCCUAUCUCUACGCGGGAUCUGGAAGGAAGGUAGAAGCGGAUACUUCCAGCACAAGCUCCCUGAAGCAGCGACUACAUGAGCCGCAUCUGGACAAGAGCCACCUUAGCAAGCUUAUCCUGAACUGUCCAUUCAUUCUCUCAAAAUCUCCCUAUCGCAUUGCAGAGAAUAUCGCCAUUCUGCAGUCCUUCACUCCCCCAGGCACCCCCUCCGUUGCGAGCUCUGUGCUUCGUCGCGCCCCGAGCAUUCUUGGUUACAGCAAAGAAACUCUCUUGGCUAAGCUCCAAUUCUUUGGGGAGCUGGUGGGGGAGGAAGGGGCAGGAAGAGUGGCGGGGAUUUACCCAGGGGUUCUGCUACUAUCGAGGGAGAAUCUGCAAGGGGUUGUGGCUGCUACAGCUGCUUCUGCUACAGCUGUCGCAGCCCUGCCUCUGCUGGACCUGCUACAGCUGUUUCUGUGGGUGGCGGUGUCACUGUCUGUAGCGGAGGAGCUGCUGUUCAGAGGGCUGCUGCUCACGGCCCUACAAGAGAAGCUCGGCAGGAUGGGCGCUGCCAUGCUCUCUGCAGCUCUCUUCGGCCUCCUCCACCUCUCCCUCUCCCUCCUCUUCCCCAGCAUGGCCCUUGGGAUUGCCGCAGGGCUAUGGCUGUGUUGGAGACAGGAAGGCUGUUUCGACGAGAGCUGGAGAGGAGAGGAGCCAGCUGGGUUCUGUGCGCCUCGAAAGACGUUUUCAUCCCACGGCCGAAGCUUCGUGGCGUGGUCCGCGGCUGCUGCGUCUUCCAGACCAGCAGAUGCAGAAGCGUCCGAGGCGGAGACUGCAUUUUCUGGGUCAAAAUCACCUCCCAGAAGCAGGCCUCUAGUAGCAGUGCAAGCGGAGCUUAAAACGUGUACAGUGAAGGACGAGGAGAGGGUGGAUAGGGGAGGAGGUCAGAGGAGCAUCAGGAAAUUGGAAGGGGGAGAAAAGGGAGGUGGGGAUGAGAGGGUUGAGAGGGUAGUAGCCGGGAAUGCAGCGGGGAAGAGUGAGGGAGGCAAGGGGAAGAGUGAGGGAGGCAGGAGGAAGAGCUACGGGACGAAAGGCUGCAAGGAGGAGGAGGAGGCAGUGGCAGUGAUUGCUGAAGUAGAAGCAGUUAGUAGCAGCACAGGCCUCCUGCAGCAGCAACAAGAUGAGCCGCAUCUGGACACAAGCCACCUAAGCAGGCUUAUCGUUAACUGUCCUGCCAUCGUCACUCUUCAUCCCUAUCACAUCGCAGAGAAUAUCGCCAUUCUCCAGUCCUUCACUCCCCCAGGCACCCCCUCCAUUGCGAGCUCUGUGCUUCAUCGUGCCCCCAACAUCCUCGGGUUUAGCAAAGAAGCUCUUUUAGCUAAGCUCCAGUUCUUUGUGGAGCUGGUGGGGGAGGAGGCAACAGGAAGAGUGGCAAGGAGUUACUCGCAGGUUCUGAAACUAUCGAAGAAGAAUGUGCAUGGCAAGGUGGCGGUAUUGGCUGAUUUGAUUGGCCGAGAGAAUGCUCGGCAGCAGCAGCAGCAGCAGCAGCAGCAGCAGCAGCAGCAGCAGCAGCAGCAGCAGCAGCAGCAGCAGCAGCAGCAGCAGCAGCAGCAGCAGCAGCAGCAGCAGCAGCAGCAGCAGCAGCAGCAGGAGGAGGAGCAGCAGCAGCAGCAGCAGCAGCAGCAGCAGCAGCAGCAGCAGCAGCAGCAGCAGGAGCAGGAGGAGCAGCAGCAGGAGGAGCAGCAGCAGGAGGAGCAGCAGCAGGAGGAGCAUGAGCAGCAGGAGGAGGCGGAGGGGAUAGCAUGA
Closterium sp. Naga37s-1 is the source of this 2922-nucleotide messenger RNA. The record is from the annotation of a GenBank genome assembly. Lineage: Eukaryota; Viridiplantae; Streptophyta; Zygnematophyceae; Desmidiales; Closteriaceae.